AUGCUCUGGACAUGGACGGGGACAUGGCUAUCCACGUGUAUCGUCCUUAUGGCGAACAAGACGCACCCCGCCAGGACGCCACAAGGCGGUUCCUAUACACACUUAUUACAACCCCCGACGAACAAGAGUGGAGGGACAUGCUGGCCGCGGCUAUUCGCCUCAAUACCUGGCGCGAGCACCACCUACGGGCAGUGUUACGCAGCGUGCAUCAGACACAGUACGAUAUUGGUGGACAGCAGGGGGGCCGUCAAAAUACACGGGCUGCUGGAUGCACGCCAGCCACGCGUCUUCAACGCGCAUUGGGUGUUUUGCAAACCGCUGUGGAUGAGGGCUACCAGCCUGCCCCAGAGUCCGUGCACGCGCUUCUUGUCGUUGCUUUGCGCGCCAGCUUGCGAGGAGCUGGGGCCAUUGUGGCGGAAAAACGAGUCCAAGGGGCCGCAGCAGCACCCUCUUUUGCUCCCUCGCUCGACCCUCUGGCAGUUCCUUGCUUGGAUGGAGCGACACGACUACCACGUGAUGUCCACCGCCGUGUUGGAGGACCUGGAGCGUGUGAUUGAGGAUGCAGCCCAUGAAGGCAGGAGCGGGGAGCGGACGAGCGGGGUUCGACAAAACCGUUUAGAGUACCUGCAACGUGAACGUGAUCGACUACUUCGCGGUGGCCAAACUUCGUCACAGCGGGGCGGCAACAGGCGCGAGGUGCGACCUGUGACGGUACCGGACGAUGGUUGCAAGUAA
Trypanosoma conorhini is the source of this 735-nucleotide messenger RNA. Its product is annotated as putative heat shock protein-like protein. Lineage: Eukaryota; Euglenozoa; Kinetoplastea; Trypanosomatida; Trypanosomatidae. The record is from RefSeq and is a predicted model, not a curated record. The coding region runs from base 1 to 735 and encodes 244 amino acids. The transcript has a single exon.